Molecule: messenger RNA, 711 nt
Organism: Juglans microcarpa x Juglans regia
Lineage: Eukaryota; Viridiplantae; Streptophyta; Magnoliopsida; Fagales; Juglandaceae
Product: cytochrome b-c1 complex subunit 7-2, mitochondrial-like
Exons: 4
Coding region: 101-379 (92 amino acids)
Biological process (GO): mitochondrial electron transport, ubiquinol to cytochrome c
Source: RefSeq, a predicted model, not a curated record
GAUCAGUCUCAUUUCCGAAGACGAAGCUACGAAUUCGAUACCAAGGUGUGGGAAACUUCUAACACUUUCCGCGCACUGUCCUUGAAGAUAUUCAUCGGCAAUGGCGUCGUCAUCGUGGUUACAAUCUUUUCUCGAUCCGAACAAGAACUGGUUCGCCAAGCAACACAUGCAAGCCCUCUCCAAUCGCCUCCGCAAUUACGGGCUCAGGUAUGACGAUCUGUAUGAUCCGAUGUCCCAUCUGGAGAUAAAGGAGGCUCUGAAUCGGCUGCCUCGCGAAAUCGUCGACGCCAGGAACCAGAGGCUCAAACGCGCUAUGGACCUAUCUAUGAAGCACGAGCAGUACAAACACCAUUUAGGAGCUAUCUUCAAGAUAUGCUAGCUCUUGUUAAGAAGGAGAGGGCAGAACGCGAAGCAUCAUUGGGAGCAUUACCCCUCAAUCAACGUACAAUUCCAUGAUUACUCCUGUUGCAACCAAUCUCGAGUGUCGCUGAGUAAUAAAAAUCUAUGGGUUACAUUGGACAGGCUACUGGAUGACAGAUUGGAUCAAUAUUAAGGUUUUUUUUUUUUUUUUUUUUUUUUUCCUCUUGAGUUGUUUUCACAUUAUUAUUGCCUGGACAUUAAAUUAACUUUGAAUAAUACUGUUCCAACCAUGGACUCUUUGUCUUCAUUCAGGCAAAAAAUGAAAAAGUUAACGUGGGUACUUCGGUCAAA